This is a messenger RNA of Closterium sp. NIES-67, 631 nucleotides long. The record is from the annotation of a GenBank genome assembly. Lineage: Eukaryota; Viridiplantae; Streptophyta; Zygnematophyceae; Desmidiales; Closteriaceae.
AAUCAGAGCCACAAUGGCUCACGCCACCUCUAGUCGAUCCUAACUAGCACGGCCCUAAGCCGUCCCUCCUCGUCCUCGAAGCCUAGCCAUUGCUUAGGCUACACACCGCGCCGUCCGUGCGCCCUCUCCCGCCGCGCUCUCCUGUCGCGCUCUCCCGUCGCGCGCCUUCUAUUGCGCCUGCUCCCCCUUCCGUCGCGCACCUCCUGCCGCACUUGUCGACACCUUUCCGCCCGUCGAUUCCUCCUUGCACGGCCUCCGCUGCCCGAAAACACCGCGGCCAAUUGGCAUUCCUAUGCCCAAACGGUCACGAUGCUUCUCUCCUCGGUGAUGGUCAACGGCUACAAUCCGAAAGCCGUUGUCCAUCUCGAGGAGCGCGGUCUUCAGCCUGCCCAGCAGGAUGCUCCCGCGUGCCCUGCACCUCCUCCUCCUGGUGAUGCUCCUGUCAGCUCCGGCCCUCCAACCUUCGCCCAUGACGUGAACGACCCUCAGAGCUUGAUGACUGCCAUCCGCACCUACCGCGCCGGCCUCACCAACCAUGUCCGCCCGUAGCUGAUCUACGAGGCUUCCCGCGCCGAGCAUGCCAUCGCCAUUGUCGCCUACGACAUGUACUAGGCAACGCUCACGGAGUACG